This is a messenger RNA of Eremothecium sinecaudum, 3768 nucleotides long. RefSeq names its product GTP-Rho binding exocyst subunit SEC3 (gene SEC3). The transcript has a single exon. The record is from RefSeq and is a predicted model, not a curated record. Gene Ontology annotation, cellular component: plasma membrane; exocyst. Bases 1 to 3768 code for a protein of 1255 amino acids. Gene Ontology annotation, biological process: Golgi to plasma membrane transport; exocytosis. Lineage: Eukaryota; Fungi; Ascomycota; Saccharomycetes; Saccharomycetales; Saccharomycetaceae. Gene Ontology annotation, molecular function: phosphatidylinositol-4,5-bisphosphate binding.
AUGUUAAAACGAUUUUCACAUAGUAGAGGAAGCUCUGUAGGAGAGAACACAGGUGGACAUUCGAUUUUCCAUAAGCGAACACCGUCUAAUAACAAUCCUCCUAAUACAGGAAGUCCGGCGCCAUCAAAUACUGUGGUAUCUGGUUCAAGGUCUAGUGUAAACAGUUCAGCAAGCAAUUUUCUUGCAGAGCAGUAUGAGAGAGACAGAAAGAGUAUUAUUCAGUCUUGUUUUCAAAAAGUUGACCCGGUAACUAAUACUGCUGCUAAUGUAUAUAUUACUCAUGUUCGAAUAAUUGAAAAUUCCAAAUAUCCAAGUAGCAGGCCACCAAUAGAUUCACCAUUAUCGAAUAAAAAGAAGCGUAUAUUAAUUGUGAGCGCAAGGGCCAAUGGUAUGGGGAAACUUUUGCAUAAAGCUCGGGAGAACAGCAAUGGAACCAUUCAAAUUGGUAGAUCGUGGGAUAUGAACGAAUUGACACUAAUCGAGAGAGAUACAGAACGCAAUGAAGGCUUUUUCUUUUUGAUGGGAAAGAGAUACUAUUGGGAAACCAAUUCUGCUAAGGAGAGAACUGUUUUCGUGAAGAGUGUGGUGAAAAUAUAUAUGGAAAACUCCAAUGGCCGCCUUCCACAGCUGAUUAAUUGGGAUUUAUCUUUGUUUGAUCUUGAUGAAAGAGUUUACCAACGUGCUGUGAUAUCUUCUUUUAAGCAAACCUCAGAUAAUUCUCGUAAUAAACCUACCCAAUUUAACCCACAACUAAUGUACGAUCACCGAUCACCCUCAAGGAAUGAAAACUCUCAGUCGGAACAGAAUAGCGCAGUUAAAAAACCUACUGGUAAUGCCGUGCAAACUUAUAAAAAGGAGAAGAGAAUCAUUUCAGGGGACGCCAAAGGCCCAAUGUCGAUUCCUGAACAUAGUUACGAACAAUCACAAACGUAUGAACCACCAGCUCGACAAAAAAAUACUGUACAGGCUCAAGCAAAAUAUAAAAAAGAAUAUCAUGCCUACUCGCAGAAUUCUAUUACUCCUGUUACUCCUGUUACGCCAGCUAUGGGGCUUUCGGAUUCAGCUCAUGUUAAUUUUUCACCUCUUACUACUAAUACUUAUACCAGUGGUACAGAUGAUACCAAAUAUAACAAUAUUAUACACGAAAAUGAUACCAGGAAACCAAAGAAACAAAACGGGUCUGAGCCUCAGGCCUUGGCAUCUAAUUCAAGAAACAAUAAGUCUGAAUUACCCUCUCAGCUCUACCGAAAUGAUGACAAAAAGAAGAGCCCUGCUCAUGCUAUAUCACAGGAACUAGUAACAGAUGAAGGGUCUGAAAUUCAUAAUUUUGUCAGAACUGUCGCUACUAUUAGGGACGGUAACCCUAAUAGCGGAGAUUCUUUUACCUUCACUAAACCCAGUACACCUGCUGACAGCACCUUAGAUUUCAGUCGAGCGGAUGUACCCCACUUUGCCAGUACUACCGAUUUACCACAUCCGCUCCAGAUUCAUCAUGAACAAUUGGAGAAUGAUGAAGUUGCUUAUACUCAGGUUCGCAAUAGUAGGGCUUUGAACGAUUUCUCUGAUUCACAUCAGAAGCCAACUUUGAAUGCUUCUGAUAUUAACCAAAGUUCACAUGAAUUACAGAGGUCGCCAGAGGAAACUGAAGAAUUAAAUUACCAAGCAGUAGUGGAUAUCCUUGACGAAAUUAAUUGGUCUGCACAUGACAAUUCAACCUACAUUUUGGAUCGAUUAAUGAAGAAAGUUGCUGAAGCAGAGUAUCAAUUAAAUGAACAGCUGAUGACAUUACCGAAGAGUGUAUCCGAUCUUAAUGCUUAUAAGUCGAAAACUAUCGAUGAAUGUCAAAAAAUGGAUCCAACUCUAUCUUUUUUUACAAUGGAGCUUACUAGUGUUUCCAGGGACAUAGAUUAUGUGGAAAAGCAGUCUAAUGGUUUACAGGUCGAGGCUGCCAACAAAAAGAUGUUGUGGAAAGAAUUGUCAGAAAUGUUGGAUUCAGUAUCACUGGCAGGGUUCUCAUUAGAGGAAUUAUUGACACUUCCUCUAACGAAAUCAAACUUAGGGAAGCUUGAGUCAUUACUAUGUGCGCUACACAAAGCAAUUGGCGCCCUAGACAGUGGAUCUAAACGUGAACAGUAUGGCCUUGGUGAAAUUCGAGCAUUGAAAGAUAGGCGACAAGCAUAUAAACGGAUAACUGAUCAAUUCCUGAAGAGAGUAUUGCAACAGCUCGAUGUAAAAUUUAAAAACCUUACAGUCUCCUCUACGGGCUUGGCAGAUUCCUUAACGGAACUGCUGGUUUUUUCUUCUUUACCUUUAUUCUGUAAGGACGUUUCUGAAGACAUAUAUGAUGAACUAAUGGCCCAAUUUACCUCUGCCAUUUUGCCUGCUUACGAGAGCAGGAUAGCUGAUAUAAAUGAAUUUGUUAAAGUUAAUGCGAUUAAACCACUUGCUCCACCUGACAAGGAGGUAAAAAAUGAGUUGAUUAGUUUGUGGGAGUCAUUUAGAAAAACAAAGAAACUAAACUUCACAAAAUGCUCCAAAGAGGACGAAUUAAAUACCUUUUUGAAGGCCUUUGGCGCAAUGGAAGAGCUGUGUAUAAGUUACCAAAAUUUCAUUGACAGAUUCUUCCAUAUAUCCUCAAACUUAAGCUUCCCUGAGUAUGUUAAUAAAUAUGAUCAAAAUUCCAGGCAAUUCGAUCUAUAUGAGGUCCUAGAACUCCAAUCAAACCGUGAUUCUGCAAAAUCGAAGUAUCAGAUGGUGAAUUCAGUAUUUCAAUCGCAUUUCAAUAAGUUUGUGAUUGAAGUUAGCCAAAAUCUGAAGAAGAAUACCUGCCAUAUCCCUGCUGCUUUAUUUUAUCUGGAGAAUAAGGCUAAAUUACUAAAGCCAACAGAUCAAGAAUUUUUGUUAACUAUGCUGUUAAAAGCUUUUGAGAAAAUGAAACAGGAUUGGGAGAGCUAUGUGAAUGAACGUAUUAUGCAUAAUGAAAGGUCGAAUAUUGACUUUAAUUCCAAGACACUAUUCCCUGAUAUAUUAAGCUUUCCAAUAUUUGUGAGGGUCGCGGAAGAAGAAGUCGAUUUCAUGUCAUCCAAAGUUGACGUUACGGUGGAAGAUAAUGAAGGAGUAUCCAAAUACCUUGAUAUAACCUAUUGUAAUUGGGGUAAUUCCUUGACCAAAAUACUUACUGAAGGCGAGCAGCCAGAUACUAAUAAUACCUUAUUGCCAGCUAAUAUUUCUCUCAAACUAGAAAAAUCAAUUGCUUUCAUACGGAAUAGCCACUGGUUGGUAGAGACUUUACCAAUAUUGCGCAAAGAAAGUCUUGCAUCUAUAGUACACAAAUCAAAACAAGUUUUCGACACUCAAAAGGAGAUUUAUGCUGAUAUAUUGUUACACCAAGAAAUGGGAGACUUAUUUGCCUUUGUAGAAGGCGCCCAUGGGCUGAUUAAAACAUCAUCACCCAAUGCAAAUCCGUCUAGCUGGGCAGCUUAUAGCCCUCAUCACUUAUCUACAUUGAUAAACAAAUAUACUUCCCAGAAAAUUGAUGAGAUAGUUGGCAAUUUAUAUGGCGUUAUGGUUCUGCAUUUUUCAGUUGAUAACAAGAUGGCGGAGAAUUUAUGUGAAAAGUUAUGGUCUUGUGUGCAAGGAGAAACAGUUUCAUUUUAUUUGAGAUUCUAUUCCUUAGUAGACAAACAUUACAAAGGAACCUAUAUAAAUUUUACCAAGAAUGAUAUCAUAGGUUCAUUUGAUAAGCAUAAGGAUUUUAAUGCUAAAUAA